UUAAAGAGGGUAGCAUAAAACUCCACACUUCGGGCAAGCCGCCUUGCCCCGCCAGACGUCCUGCGCUCGGCUCCUUCACGACUAACCGGGGGUGCGGUCUCUGACAUCACCGAGGCAGCACUCAACUCCAACCCUAGUCUGGCCGGGCGUCUUAUUCCGUCAAAUUAAACUGCCCUUACCACCGCCUUCAUUUGUCGUCCGUUGGACUAUAUUCGUUCGCGGUCGGACGGUUUUGUCGAGCGUGAAAGAAGAAUUCUAAUCCAGAAGGCGCUUCAACGCCCAUGUAAAGUGCUGCACGUCAUGAGCUCGGACAGUUUUCAGUACCGUGCACUGUUUGAGUACAAGCGAGAGAGGGGCGACGACAUCUCGCUGCAGGCUGGAGACCUCCUCACCGUCAGCAAGUUGGCUAUCCUGACACCCGACUACCAGGAUGGAGACGAGAAAGACCCCAAAGGCUGGCUCCAUGGCACUAACGAGCGCACCAAGGAGAAAGGAGACUUCCCAGGCACCUUUGUGGAGUACGUGGGGGUUGUGAGGGUGGGCCUACCUGCAGGAAAGCCUUGUCCUAGGCCUGUACCUCCAACACCUGUAGGGCCCCAGCCUCCAGGGGCCUGUGCGUCAGGGGGCUCUGGACUGGGGGAGCUUGUGGAGCAGUGUGCUGUGCCUGACCAGGCUCCAGCCGUGGUGCUCAGAUUGACAGAGGCUCUGGAGAGACCAGGCUGGGAAAGUGAGCCUCUGCACCGGAUUCCUCCUGUUUCCAGCAGUCCCUCAGAUUUCCGCCAGGCUCUGGAGGCAGAUGUGUUCUGAUGGCAACCGCGUUGGAAUGGUUUUGCUGUCACCUUUUAGCUUUACCAUUCUAGCUGAGGCCCACCCUUAUGUUCCUGUGCUGGCAGAUAACGACCAUUCAAGGAACAUUGUGGCUGGCUGAUUUAGUAAUGACCAUUUUGUAUUUACAAUAACCUUAAGUCGAAUAAUCACUUUCUCCUCCUUCUCCAGUUAUUGCUUUCAAAUUUUACAUUUGACUGAGACAUUAUUCCAGUGAAGUAACAAUGUUGUUAUGCCUUGAGUGUGGUUUUAGGUUCUGUGGACAGAGCUGUAAAGGAUGAGCUAAAAGUUUGAGCUGAACUUCUUGCUAGCACCACAAGGGAGCACUCUGGUUCUCUACUUUUUUUUUUGGAUGCCCCACCUCCAGAAAUAAUUUCGCAAUGCUGGCAGAGGAGUUAAGAGUGAACUUGCCCUUAUAAAUAUUGUAUAGGCUUUACCCUGUUCUCAUAUAGGGACCCAUAAAAUGGAAACAGUCGUCCAAAUUAAAAACAAAAUUGCUGCGUUUUCGUUGUCACCUUGACCAGUUACAGAUAUGCCUUCUUACGUUAACUAAGGCCUGUAUGUAUUAAAUUCUCAACAUUCUCAA
Electrophorus electricus (electric eel) is the source of this 1411-nucleotide messenger RNA. The record is from RefSeq and is a predicted model, not a curated record. NCBI's taxonomy places the organism in Eukaryota, Metazoa, Chordata, Actinopteri, Gymnotiformes, Gymnotidae.